AUUGACACACUUGACAACGUUGGUAAACACUAUAGCAAACACCGUUAAUGGCAAAACGUCACUGAUAACAUAUAUAAAAUUAACAAAAAUUCAAGUUUCCACGGGGGUCCGUGGCCGUGACAACUCAUUACUUAUGUACUAAAUUGUACAUAGAUAACACUGUUUUAGCACAACAAUGAAUACAUCAGCGACGGCGCCGUUGAUCAUCAACCAGGAGGAUGUAGAACAGGGUGGAAAGGAAUAUGAGGAUGGAAUUGAGGAUGACUUUGCAUACAGAAAUAAUGUGUUGCAAGCAACUAAGGCUGUGAGAUUGGGGUUUAUUCGUAAAGUUUAUGGUCUACUGAGCAUCCAAUUAUUUAUAACAGUAAUUGUGGCUAGUGUCAUGAUGUUCACACCUCCAAUUAAGGAAUUCAUUCAUACCAAUGAUUGGUUAAUGAUGGUUGCAAUGUUUGGAAGUCUUGCUCUAUUAUUUGCCCUUUUUGUGAAACGUCGGGAGUCCCCUACGAACUUGAUCCUGUUGGCUGCAUUUACUGUGGUCCAAGCAUAUUCUGUUGGUGUAAUCUGUACCUUCUAUUCUCAAGCAAUCGUUCUUGAAGCAUUACUAUUAACUUUGACUGUGUUAGCUGGUUUAACACUGUACACUUUCCAAACGAAACGUGACUUCUCGUCUAUGCAUUCAGCAUUAUUUGCUGGGCUCUGCAUUUUAAUCGUCGGCGGUUUUCUACAAAUAUUCAUACAAUCAAAUGUAUUCGAAUUGCUUAUUGGUUUGGGCGGUGCAUUCCUUUUCAGCUUGUUUAUCGUAUUCGAUACGCAAAUGAUGAUGGAGACAUUGUCGCCCGAAGAGUAUAUUCUUGCGACCAUCAACCUGUAUAUGGACAUAAUCAACUUGUUCAUUUACAUUUUGCGUAUCUUACAGGCUGUCAACAGGCAGUAAAUGAUUUAUUCUUGUCAUGUCUGAUGUGUAACUGUGAACCUUAUACACUUUUAAUUGUUAUUGAUGUGCAUUUAUAUAUUUUAUUCUGAUUUUUACCCUCUAGUAUUAAAUUAGUAAAUAUUUCUAUACAGAAAAGUCUAUGGCAUAUAGUACUAUUCGUUUUAUUUAUGUUACUACUUGUCAUUAUAAUUAAUGGUGUUUUAUAGGAGUUUGAAUUAUCCUAUUAUUAUUAAAAGUCGUAAAAAAUCAACUGAUAACUUAGUUAAGUAAAAUAGAAAGGUAUUUAAUAAUUGUGUAUUAUAUUGAACGGGCUUUGAAUUGUAAUAAUUUGUUACCAAAGAAAAUACAUCUAACUGUUCAAUUAUUGAUAAGUCCUAUUAAAAUAAAUAAAAUUCAAAAAUGA
Molecule: messenger RNA, 1337 nt
Organism: Dalotia coriaria
Lineage: Eukaryota; Metazoa; Arthropoda; Insecta; Coleoptera; Staphylinidae
Product: protein lifeguard 4-like
Exons: 5
Coding region: 176-934 (252 amino acids)
Biological process (GO): negative regulation of apoptotic process
Source: RefSeq, a predicted model, not a curated record